CUGUCCUUUAAAUUUCAUCACAUAAAGUAACCAAAAAGAAGCACACACACUAUAAAACUCUCCUCACACUAACACAACCAAUCAAUCAUGCUAAACAAACAAAUAUACUCACACUCAAUUCACAUCGAAUAGGAAAGGCUUGCAAUGUCGAUUUCUAGCAAAUUCUCCGUGUUGCUCGUUUUCACUUCAUGCUGCUUGAUGGCGCAAAAAGCCUACCCACAACCCAAUAACCGAGCCCCACCACAAGUCCCGUGCUUUUACAUAUUCGGCGACUCUUUAGUCGACAAUGGCAACAAUAACGGAAUCCUCACGCUAGCUCGUGCAAACUACAUGCCUUACGGCAUAGAUUUUCCGCAGGGGACCACAGGACGUUUCACCAAUGGCCGCACUUUUGUCGACAUUUUAGCACAACUAUUGGGCUUCCCGAACUACAUUCCGCCUUACGCCAGGGCCCGCGGCCGCCAGUUACUUCAAGGAGCGAACUACGCGUCCGGAGCUUCUGGAAUCAGAGAUGAAACAGGAAACAAUUUGGGGGACCACAUGUCGAUGAACCAGCAAGUCGACAGCUUCGCAGCGACCGUGCAGCAGCUGAGAAGGUUUUUCAGAGGAGAUGAUGUCACGCUCGGAGCCUACCUAAGCAAAUGUAUAUUUUACGCGGGCUUGGGGAGCAAUGACUAUCUAAACAAUUACUUCAUGACAGAUUACUACUCCACAAGCUCUCAGUACACACCUAAAGCUUAUGCUGCUUCUCUCAUCCAAGACUACACCAAACAAUUGACGCUGGCACGAUACGAAGGAAACGGGAGUCGGUGUAACGAGGAUAUUAACAAUGCCAUAAGCCUUUUUAAUACCGGCCUAAAGAGGAUUGUGGACCGGUUUAAUAAGGGUGGGGCAAAGUUUGUGUAUUUGGACUCGUUCGAGAGUAGUAAGGAUUUGGUUCAGAACGCGAAAAGUUACGGUUUUCAAGUGGUGGAUAAAGGGUGUUGUGGUGUGGGGAGGAACAACGGGCAAAUCACGUGCCUUCCGCUUCAGAUGCCGUGCGAUGAUCGACGUGUGUAUGUUUUCUGGGAUGCUUUUCACCCUACUGAGACGGCUAAUAUCUUGCUUGCCAAGAAAGCGUAUAGUUCGAAGUCUAAGUCGUUUGCUUAUCCGAUUAACAUACAGCAGCUGGCAAUGCUCUAA
Messenger RNA from Striga asiatica, 1182 nucleotides. Lineage: Eukaryota; Viridiplantae; Streptophyta; Magnoliopsida; Lamiales; Orobanchaceae. The record is from the annotation of a GenBank genome assembly.